Agrilus planipennis (emerald ash borer) is the source of this 1055-nucleotide messenger RNA. Its product is annotated as adenosine receptor A2b. Gene Ontology annotation, cellular component: membrane. Gene Ontology annotation, biological process: adenylate cyclase-activating adrenergic receptor signaling pathway. Gene Ontology annotation, molecular function: G protein-coupled receptor activity. The record is from RefSeq and is a predicted model, not a curated record. Lineage: Eukaryota; Metazoa; Arthropoda; Insecta; Coleoptera; Buprestidae.
ACAAGUUUUUAUGUGUUCUUGAAGAGAGUUGUAAUCCUUUACUUCAUUGUAAAAGAUGGAGUUUUGGGCUAAUGUUUUAUUAAGUCUUUCUAAAUGUAUGUUAGUUUUAUUUCUAGUGCCAUAAGAGUGAAAGUCUGCAUUUAUUUUUAUUAGAUCAUUUAGGUAAUGCGGCAUCGUUCCUUUCAUUAUUUUAUGUAUAAAGACAAGAACAUUAUAUUUGAUUAACUUACUUACACUAAUCCAGCCUAACCUAUUUAACAUUUCUUUAAUCGGUGUAAAUUUAUUACAAUUUAAUAUUGCACGCAUUGCCCUAUUUUGGAUUAGCUGCAUUCUAUUGAUGUCUUUAGCAUCACACAUGUAUAAUAUCUACUUAUGUAUAAAGGUAUCUAAACCGUUCGUUUUUUUCUUUUUCAGUAAAGCAUCUUCCAUUGGUGAUCAGGGUUAUCACCUUUCCAAUAAUCAAUCAAUGUAUGCAUGGAGAUAUCACUUAUUAACUACACCCAUCAGGCUUUGGUGCUUUACACCGUGGAGACAGAACCAACGACAAACACUUCCUCAUACGACUUCAAUGUCACCAGGUCGCUUUCGAAGCUCAGCACUCCAUGGGCUGUGACAGUGGCCCUUCUCCUGGUCUUCGUCAUUUCGCCGAUGAUCGUUAUUGGAAACUCCCUUAUUUUGGUCGCCAUUUGUAGAUUUAAACGACUAAGGACUCCCAGUAACUAUUUAGUGACUUCGUUAGCAGUUUCGGACUUGGGCGUUGGAACUUUUAUGCCGGUUGGGACUUAUUUGGAGUCGGGAAGUUAUCAAGAAAUCAACGUACACACUUGUCUUGUUAGCUACAGCGUUGUAAUAACAUUGUGUUGUGUGUCGGUGUUAGUAAUGGUUGCUAUAGCUGUGGACCGAUUUACGUCUUUAGCGAAACCUUUACGGUAUCAGAAUUUGAUAACACAUACGGCUGUGGAAAGGUACAUUUUCGUGUUUUGGAUUUAUUCCGCUAUCGUUGGGUUUUCUCCCUUGGGGUAUGUUCUGGUGUAUGGAGCCGUCAAUGGAACCAG